GAAACAAAAAAGUUAUAUUUGUUUAAAGUCAUUAUUCGAAGCAAAUUCCGAUGAAGCAUUUAUGACGUAAUUUAUCACGUGGUAUACACACACAGUAUAUAAUUGGACUGUUCUUGUAGUUGCAGUAUUAAAGUGACAUUCUUAUUUAAAAUCAAUACAUACACAUGUAGUACAAACAUCAAUUCUGACUGAUAAACAUUUAACUAAUUACAAAAUAAUGCAUACAUGGAAAAUAUUAAUGACUGAUAACAAAAGUGUAACCAUGUAUUUAAUAGCAGAAAGCGCAAAAAUAUUAAAUGGUUGGUGAAUGCUAAGAGAUUUACUGUGGUCUAAUAUAGUUUCAAAAGUAGAAAUACUGUUUUUAUGCUUAUUUCUUUCAAAUUAAACUCGAUAUCCUUCAAAUGAACCAUUGUUUUCGACAAUUAUUCAUCCUUUUUGGUAUAUUAAAACAAUGUUAUUAAUUGUGGUGCAUCUUGUUUGAGAGUAAGAGUGCAUCUUUAUAUAUGGUUUAUUUUUCUGGCACUUCAUUUGGUCAUGAUUACGGCGCAACAUUUGCAACAUUAAUUGAUAACGUUAUCGUUUUUAAACCUGUCAAUGUGCACAUUUAAAAUUCAGAACAUUAGUUACAGAUUCAAUGUUAUAAUGAUUAUCAUUCGAACACUGUCGUAAAUGACCCACAUAUAUACAUUUAUAAAUGAUUAUGCUAUCAGUGGCCUCACACUAUCCCUCGUCACUGACGGUGGUAUGACGGAGAUACUUAAAGUGAGAUAAAAUGCUAUACUCUUAUCAAGAGCACUUACUACCCUUCCCCGGCGUACAAAGCAAACAGAAUCCUCUGUCGCUAUUCAUUUUAAUGUUUGAACUGUAUGGAUCUAAUCAACCCAUUAGAUAGAUAACCAGAUUCAUUUGUGUUGGUUAGUUAAUACAGAGGAAGACCUUAAAGUGAUUGAAAGAUGGUUGAGUUUUACUACGACCUUUUGUCGCAGCCAUGUCGAGCAGUCUACCUUUUUUUGAAGGCUGCUGGGAUUGAUUUUACACCAAAAGUUACAAGCCUUAUAAAGAGGGACCACUAUGAGCCCGAGUUUACCAAGAAGAAUCCCUACCAUAAAAUUCCAUUAAUUGACGACGAUGGCUUCAUACUGGCAGAAAGUGUGGCCAUUAUGCGCUAUCUGGCUAUGAAGAAUAAUGUUGCUGACAGCUGGCUACCUCAGAAUGACGUCAAACAAAUGGCCCGCGUGGAUGAAUUCCUAAACUGGCAGCAUCUUUGCGUCAGGAAACCAUGCGUCGAUCUGUUCCUUGGAACGUUUCGGAGUCGUGUUGGGGUGGGUAAAUUUACGAAGGAACCGCUCGAUGAAGAAAAAGCCAAAACUUUCAGGGAAGAAGUUAAGAAAUGUGUGACCCACAUUGGGGAACAUUAUCUUAAGGACCGCCCCUUUAUCGCCGGGGAUGAAAUAUCCGUUGCAGACAUCCUUGCGGUCUGCGAGUUAGGACAAUUGACCGGAAUCGGAGCGGAAAGCCUUUAUAUGGAGAACGAGACUGUUAGUGCUUGGUUCGAAAGAGUGAAGGCAAAAUUGCAGCCUCAUUAUGAUGACUCCAUGGCAACCCUUUUGGGCUUAAAGAAAAUGUUCGAUGAAGCGAAGGCAUAAUUUGUUGACAAUAUAUUUUGAAAUGUGUAUGUUGCAUUGUUGUAAAGGAGCAUUUUCAGAUAUCAUAUUUAUUGUAUACGUCUUUUAGAAAUAUAAUAUAUAUUGGAUA
Mya arenaria is the source of this 1755-nucleotide messenger RNA. Its product is annotated as glutathione S-transferase theta-1-like. Gene Ontology annotation, cellular component: cytoplasm. The transcript has 5 exons. Gene Ontology annotation, biological process: glutathione metabolic process. The record is from RefSeq and is a predicted model, not a curated record. Gene Ontology annotation, molecular function: glutathione transferase activity. The coding region runs from base 954 to 1646 and encodes 230 amino acids. NCBI's taxonomy places the organism in Eukaryota, Metazoa, Mollusca, Bivalvia, Myida, Myidae.